Molecule: messenger RNA, 5592 nt
Organism: Chelmon rostratus (copperband butterflyfish)
Lineage: Eukaryota; Metazoa; Chordata; Actinopteri; Chaetodontiformes; Chaetodontidae
Gene: epn2
Product: epsin 2
Exons: 10
Coding region: 544-2289 (581 amino acids)
Biological process (GO): endocytosis
Cellular component (GO): plasma membrane; clathrin vesicle coat; endosome
Molecular function (GO): clathrin binding; phospholipid binding
Source: RefSeq, a predicted model, not a curated record
CUGGCUUAGCAUUAGCAACACAUAGCUUGGCGAAGGCGCAACAAGCAGCCUGGACGCCGAAAUAAGUAGUAUAUCUUGAUUUUUUCCUUUGGAAUUAGCGAAAAUUGUUUAUGGGUUUAUAUCCCUGGACUAACAGUAGAACGCGACGUAGCCUAAAAGAUAUGGUGAUGGCGUGGUCAUGUGUGCAGCCAGCACUGUGUGUGUGGAAAUGGUUUUAACAGACGCUUUUCUGGAGGACUCAGGAACACUGCACUGGCCUGGAGAAGCCUCAUAAACAAACACACACGUACACAACACACACACACACACACACACACACUUGUACACCAAGAAGAUUUCCACAUAGGCACGCCACCACCGUGCCUUGAGAGAGGACACAGGUGCACAGACACAUAACGCAAGCUUCUGCUGAGGCACGCGCAGAUUUACAUCGUCUGUGUGUGUUUUGCCUCUUUUACUUAAACAUUAUUGGUGUCCCAGCUCCUCUCCUGUGUGAGAGUGUAUCUUGUAUUUCUUCCUGCCUGUCCCAUCUCCACCGCCACCAUGCCAAGCUCCACCAUCCGCCGGCAGAUGAAGAACAUGGUGAACAACUACUCUGAUGCAGAGAAGAAAGUCAGAGAGGCCACUUCCAACGAUCCCUGGGGCCCAUCGUCUUCCCUCAUGUCUGAGAUCGCUGACCUUACUUACAACGUGGUGGCCUUCAGCGAAAUCAUGAGCAUGAUCUGGAAACGGCUCAAUGACCACGGCAAGAACUGGCGCCACGUCUACAAGGCGCUCACCCUGCUCGACUACCUGAUCAAGACGGGCUCAGAGCGAGUUGCACUGCAAUGCAAAGAGAACAUCUUCACCAUCCAGACUCUGAAGGACUUCCAGUACAUAGACAGAGACGGUAAAGACCAGGGCAUCAACGUCAGGGAGAAGAGCAAGCAGCUAGUGGUCCUGCUCAAAGAUGAAGACCGCCUCAAAGGAGAGAGGUCUCAAGCUUUGAAGACCAAGGAGCGAAUGGCCCAGGUGUCCACAGGGAGCAGUCAGAUGGGUUUUGGCAGAGGCUCGUCUCAGCCCAACCUCUCCACUUCCUACAGCGAAGAGUAUGGCAGGUCAGAGGGCUCACCUGCCUCCUACCAUGGCUCCACAUCUCCUAAUGCGGGUUCAGAACUGGAACAGGCCAGACCUCAGACCAGCGGAGAGGAGGAGCUACAGCUGCAACUGGCUCUGGCCAUGAGCAGAGAGGCUGCAGAGCAGGAGGAGCGCAUACGCAGAGGGGAUGACUUGAGACUACAGAUGGCCUUGGAGGAGAGUAAGAAAGAAGGUCCAGACUCAGUAAAACUGCCCAAGAAGAAGAAAGAGCCACAGUCGUCUCUGAUGGAUCUGAUGAAUGUCCCAGAGCCCGGUGCCAGUGCUGACCCCUGGGCUGCAGGGGCUGGGGCAGCCGCUGCAUCAGAAGACCCCUGGCAACCUUAUGGGUCUGCCCCUAAGCCAGCAGUCCCAGUGGACCCAUGGGGCGCUCCUCCUUCAGUCCCACCCAUGAAGAGCAGUGACCCCUGGGCAUCAAACUCCACUCCUGCCGCUGACCCAUGGAGCUCUGCAUCUGCCCGCCCCAAAACUUCCAACGCAGGUAGCUUUGACCUUUUCAGUGCAUCCAACGGUACGUCCAAAGAGGACUUCUCAGAGUUUGACAGCCUGCGCUCUUCCUCCUCUGUCCCCACUGGUGAUGGCGGCGUAGCAUCGUCCAUCCCAUCCCAAGCCAGCCUCGCAAGCAGUGGCAGCCUGGACCUCUUCGACCCCCUGCCCACCUCCCUAUCUACUUCCACAAACCCAACUCGAAAGACUCCAGAGUCCUUCCUGGGUCCCAAUGCUGCCCUGGUCAAUCUGGACUCUCUGGUGACCAAACCAGCCCAGCCUACGCCAGUCAUCAACCCAUUUUUAGCUUCAACAGGUGGCUCUGCUCCAGCAGCCCACGCCAACCCCUUCCAAGUGAGCCAGCCAGCGCCCCCCACUCUCAACCAGAUGCGGAUCAGCCCCAUGCCCGCCGGCUUCGGCGCCAUACCCGAGCCCGCGUCCAUGUCCUCCAUGCCCGCUCAGCCCAUCACCAUGGUCCCCCUGGCAGGGAUGGCCCCCAUGGGCCGCGUGAUGCCCGGAAUGGGGGUUGGCACUGUCGGAGGUGUGGGGGCGAACGCAGGGAUGAGCGCCGGGAUCCCGGCCUCCAUGUCCAUGCCCCAGCCCCUGAUGAGCAUGCCACCCCAGGCCGGGACACAGCCCGCCGGAACCACCAACCCCUUCCUUUUGUGAGGUGGGGGGGGGUGACUUGCACCAGAGUAGCCCCCCACUUCUCUCUCUUUUGCUCUCUUCCACAUUGGCUCAUUAAGAAGCUUCAAAAUGAACAAGGAGAUGUCUUGUCCCAUUUAUCCCUUUAUAACCAACUCCAGGCCAGGUCGUAGUCCUAGCCUGGCCUCCUCCUACCUUAACACAGUCCUUUACUCCCUCCCCCUCUGUCCGUUUUUUCAGUGCUACAAGCUGCCUAGUCCUGUGUGUUCCAUACUGAUCUGACGAUGAUGUUGAUGACCACAACGAGUUUGCAUCUUUCUACAGACUCACAGAGUAGCAGCGGUGUUUACAGUUUUUCCACAGAGGCAGGACAGGACCCCGUCUCUCCUCCCUGUCCUCCUCUCAUUCACUCGCCUCCUCUCCCUUACUUCUUCCCUUUGGAUUGCUCCUUUCUUCUUCUGUGGUGGAGUGACAGGAGAGUCUGACUGUACUAACGCCAGGAUCUUUAUCUCUUCACUAGAGCUAAUCUUUUAUAAGCCCUGUCAGCUGGUGUGAGUGUGUGAGCAUGAGUACACAUCUCAGUACUUUUACACUGUGUAUAUUCCAGUGGGUUUUAUUUACACACACUGGGGUACGGAUGAGAGAUGGACAGAUGUGUUUAUACUCGUGUGUGUGUAUGUGUGUGUUACUAAGCAGGGAUUUUGCACAAUUUUUUUUCUCUAUUUUUUUUUUCUUUCCACGACUGUUGGGCUCACCGUUACACCUUAGCUAAGGGAGGGAGGCUAGCCGCUAAACGAGACACACUGCCGUGGCUCUCGGUACCACUCGGUCACAACUCUCGUCUGGUCAGUUCCUGUCAGCUUGGACCUUUUCCUGGCCCUCCACAUGAACUUUGACUACCAGGGGUCACGGGAUAAACACUGAACAUUUAUCAAGGGAGAUGAACCCCUUGGCCCAGGGGUUCAAAGGAUGCUCAAACGCUAUUUUUUUGUGUGUGUGCUCACGCGCAGGUGUAUCAUUAAUGCUCGGAUACUAACAGCCACAUUUCGAUGUAUUUGUCUCCCCCCCAGUGUGUGUUUAGAGAAAAAGACAUGAACUUUGAUGGCAUCAGUGUUUUGCUAUCUGAACAUAUGGAUGCAGUGAGGGCAUCGUGGGACAGUUGCCCCCCCCCUUUUCUUUUUAGUUUGUUUCUAGGGUCAAAGGGAAGAGGGGUGGGAUGUGUGUAUGAAUGUGUGCGUGCAGUUUGCAUGAGAGAUACGUUUAGUUUCCAAGUAUACUUUAAUGAGCAAGUUCCAUUUCUCAGUUAAGUGGAAGCGACUUAGAAAUUGCUUAAGUUGGUUUCUGAAGCGCAAGUAGACAUCUGCAGCCUUAAGCGUGUGUGUGUGUGUGUGUACAUGCAUGCACAUGCAUGCACAUGUGCAUGCAUGUGCUGUGUGUGCAGCCAUAUAUCAAGUGCUACGAUGGUGUCAGGGUUGCAAAAAAAGCUCUGGGUUUAAAGAGCAUGUCAGCCACUCAGCAUUGUGAAGAGACUUUACCUCAGAGUGGAUUUACUGUGGCUAAUCUAUCUGCAAGAACAUUACCGAGUGGAUACACACUCACACACAGUCACACACACACACAGGGGUUGUUCCAGGUUCGGCCGAUUGAUAGCACAGGGAUUCCCGCAGCAAACAACAGUGAGACAAGUCGUGUAAACAAGCCGUUGUUAAUUUUGUUGGUUGUUUUUGUUGUUAUUUACUCCUUUAGAUGUAAAUCCAUAGCCAAGCCUUUCAGAGUUUUGGAGCUGUGUACUAGCAUGUUAUCAUCUUCAUUCUCUCUUUUGUCUAUUUUCUAUCAUUCUAGUUUUUUCACCCUAUGGGUAGGCUAUGUAAUUCUCUUCUCUUAGAAGCACAACUGUUACCAAAGUCAUAGCGACUGUGAUUUCUGAGGAUGUCGUACUUUGAGUAGUUUGAACAGUAGGGUCACACUUCACUGACAUUUUUUUUUUCUGUUGAUGGAUGUUCAUGAUAUCAGAGACUCAAUUGUUAUGAUUUUGUUUUGUAUUUCAGAGCUCAGUGUUCAGGAGUUUGUGUAAGAAAGUGUUACUGUUGGGUCGAUAUCAGCACAUUUACUGACAGCAAGCUGAGCAUCUGUGUCCCUUCUAUUGGUUGAGAAAAUGGGUUGAUGAAAUACAGCAGACGGUGUAUAGACCCUUCUUCUCUUUAGGUCACUGUAAUCCCUUCUCUUCAGUUCUGUUGAUAUCACUGCCAAUGUUUUUACUGUGGAGGGGUGUUUUUAUUAUUUUUCUUUUGGUGUGAGUUGGCGCCCACUCCUGGUCUGCUGUGGUAUGAUAGCUACACCGCAGGACCCUCGAUAUUUCCACUAAACGCAGACCUUCAUUUCUCUCAGGCAAAAAGGAGGGGCAGCUCCAACCGUGUGUAUGAUUUUAUGAUGAUGAUGAUGAUGAUGAGGGUGGUGAUGAUGAUUUUUAUGCUUGGGGUCCUGAAUGAAUGGAUGCAACACUGACUUGCAGAGACCAGCAAACAUUUUUAAUCUCAACUAAAUAUAUAUGCAAAAAUUGGAGUUGGAAAAAGUAAAAAAGAUAAGAAGACUUAACGCGUGAUGUGUUUUGCAAAGUUAGAUUUGCUCAUAAAGUCUUGUUUAUUGAAAUGCUACUAUGAUAUUCUAGCUGAGACGUGUCACUUUCUCACUGGCCUUAAUUUCACUGCGGCCUGACCUUUAAAUUCACUCCAGUGAUUGUGGAAAAGGUUCUUUCAUUGAUACAUUGGGAAAAGAAAAAAAACAACAUAAAAAACCUUGACUGUCUUGAACAAAUUCAGCACUCCCAAACAGUCAGACGACACUGCAGUUGAACACUUUUUCUUGAUCCCUGGCAGCAGUUUCACAGUCGUGGCUAUGGUGCAGUGAAAAUGUGGCCUGUGUGUAGCGAGCUCCUCUGCGUGUUACUAUGUAUUCACUAUGCUUUUAUCAAGAGGACUAACUGACCUUAUGGACUGUCUUUAUAUGCAUAAACAGCCUCCUUUAAUCUUUCCCGUGUCUGUCUAUUUACCCUUCUCAUAGUACUGGGAGCAGGCUGCUUUUUUUAUUGGAUACGUGCUCAACCUGUUGGCAUUAUAACUGUAUAAUAUAAUUUAUCAUUUGUACUAUUGUAACAUACUGUUCCUCUGUAUACCUUAUUAUUCUGUGUAAUGGGUUUUUGUAGGAAAAAUCACCGUGGUAUUUUAACGGCAUCUAAACAAACGAACGCAGCAGGCCGCACCCUGUUGGAUGAGGACAACUGUAGCUGCAUUGGUUCAAAAUAAAAUGUGUAUCACUUCAGCUCUGUAA